CGCUUUCUUUCCUCUCCCUCGCUCUUUCUGUUCUGCCUCCCGCCCUCUUGAGGAAAGCGACGCUGCGAGCCGAGUGCACCGAGCCCUCAGUAUCGUAUCUAGGCUGUACGAGUACUCCGUUGCCGGAGUCAACGACGCGCGAAGUGCGUGUUGUCAUUUCACUUUUCACACCGGCGAAGGAAGAUCGCAUAUACCUACGGAAGGACGGAGCGCGCACGAGGCCGCCCUUCGCGACGUGUUGUCCCACGUGAACUUCUCGCGCGCGCCCUUCCAACAGAGAGCACAUAUCUUGCCGCUGACUCGACGGAAACCGUGUUGUUAUCUCUGAUUCCUCGUAACUCGUUUUCUCGCUACGGGACGCUCAUUCACGGCGUGUUUCUGAAACGCGUUUGUUGCUCCGUGCGUGCACGUCCGCGUACGUACACGGAUUUUGUUUGCGCGAGAUCGGCCGCAAAUCGAAUGUCGCCGUUCGAUCCGCGAUCGCGUUCGGACCGCGGGCAAACCUCGUCGGAUCUUUUUACGCGCGUGCUUUCGUAGAAAGUUUCCUAAGUUGUGCCAAGUGUGUCGAAACGACAGUCGCCGGAGUAAUUCGAAUCAAAUUUGUGUGCCGCGUGACACCGAACUACCGAACGAUUCUGGACCGGGGUGUCUCCCCUGCUCGUCGAUUCUUCUCACGGAAGCGUCGCACAGCUCUGACAGGUGAUUGACGAACAACAAAUCCGGGCCGAAUCGAAGAAGGGAGUUUCGUGAAUGCCUACAGCGAGAAUCAAAAUGUAAGUUGAAACCGAUUCGCGUGUAAAUGCUUCCGAGAGCACCGUCUUAGAAGCGUUCGUCCGGCAGACAGAGGACUGGGUUGGUUACCCUUUGAGAACGAACCCACCUGCUGACUUGGCAUCCAACGAUAUCUAGCGAGGAGAAGGAAGGCGGGUGGUAUCACGCGGUGAACCACGAAGGAAACGGAUCUUGGCGGCGAAUAGUGCCGGUGCCAGGUCCUUUAUCCUCCGCGCAUGCUUCAGCAACGAAGCUGUUCAGCAACGACACCUCCCGCGACGUCGUCGUCAUCGUCCAACAUGUUUCCCCAACAGUAUUGCCUACGAUGGAAAUACCAUCACAGCAACCUGCAGACUAUGUUCUCACAGCUGCUCGAGCGGCAAGCUUACUGCGACGUCACUCUGGCCUGCGAGGGCAAGACUCUCCGAGCGCACAAGGUGGUCCUGUCGGCGUGCAGCACGUACUUCGACACGAUUCUGUCCCAGUACGAGGAGAAGGACCCCAUCGUCAUAAUGCGGGACGUCAAAUUCUCAGACAUCAAAGUACUCGUCGAGUUUAUGUACAAGGGAGAAAUUAACAUCGACCACACGAGAUUGUCGUCCCUGUUGAAGACCGCGGAGGAUUUGCACAUCAAGGGGUUGGCCGAAGUGAGCUGGCGUAGCGAUUCCACGCAGAAUGAUCUGGCUAACAGCGGGCACAGUCCUGGCGCGGCGACUCCAGGUGUCGAGACGGUCCUCAGGGAAGGCGAAGCCGACGAACCGCCGCCUCCGAAGCAGAGACGCAGGGGGCGUCCGCCCCUGGACGAUCCACCCUCGGCACACGACGUCUUCACACCGAAAAUUACCUGCAUCACCGGAAAUGUACAUCAAGAGGAAAUGAUGAGCGAAGGUGGUGACCAUGAGAGCUGGGACGAUGAAAUGAUGAUGAACGAAGCUGAGACUCCACUGCCGGUGUUAUCAUACAUGUCAAAGGACGACAACACAUCCGACCAGGAAAAAAAAACGCCUACCACACCCUCAAAUUCCAACGCCACGAACCCAUCGAUCCCCGAGCAAUUCCGAGACGUCGUGAAGAUGAACGAUUACUUGACGACGGGACGCCGCCAGGAGUUCUGGGAGGAGCCGUUCACGCGACGCGUUAUGGAUGCCAUUAAGAGCAAAGAACUGGAAAUGAAGACUGCCGCGGAGAUACUUGGCGUCUCCUACGGAACUCUCUACGGCAGAUAUCGCGACAGUUAUGGUUGCCUUAAACACCCGUAUAGAGUAAGGGAUUUUUGGUCGGAGCCAGGGCCAGCAGAGGUGCUCGCCAAGCUCCGGAGGAAAGAGAUCACGUUGUUCCGAGCAGCCGAGUUCCUUAACGUGACCGUCCACACGUUGGCGACUUAUUUGUCGACGUUGCAGGGCCCGGACAGGAUCUCGUUGGCCGGCGACCUGAGCGUGGCGUCGAGCGCGACCGACGGGAUCAACGACACGCCGGAGAACAACGAGCCAGUGAACGACAUCCUCCAGAAGAUAAGCGCAAACGCGGGGACCACUGCGACCCCGACCACCUCGACGCCCAUCAAACGAGAGGGCGGCGGUUACAUCGAGGUGCCGACGCCCGUCCCGAAACCCGCGACCUCGGUGCUGGAGAACAACCCCGACAUAACGAUCGUCAAAACGGAGAACAUGCCGCGCAAACGGGAUUACACAAAGGUUUCGAACACGGAAAACAACAACGCGAAAUUGAUGAGCGGCGGCGCGUUGAGCGAAGUGACGCAGCAACAACAGCAGCAGAAGAUCACCGACCCAUUGUCGUUAAACAACGACAACAGCAAACCCUAA
Messenger RNA from Ceratina calcarata, 2594 nucleotides. RefSeq names its product zinc finger and BTB domain-containing protein 20. The transcript has 11 exons. Lineage: Eukaryota; Metazoa; Arthropoda; Insecta; Hymenoptera; Apidae. The coding region runs from base 1008 to 2594 and encodes 528 amino acids. Gene Ontology annotation, cellular component: nucleus. Gene Ontology annotation, biological process: regulation of transcription by RNA polymerase II. Gene Ontology annotation, molecular function: protein binding. The record is from RefSeq and is a predicted model, not a curated record.